ACCAGUCAUACACCUCUCGCCUCCUGCUACCAGUCCCCCCUUUUUCCUGCAACAGUCUGCUUUGUGUGCAAGCUGCAACAUGAUGCAUGUGGGCUCCAUCUGGGGUCUCUCCUUGUUCCUGUCCCUGAGUUUAGGAUGGACCAAGGCUCAACAGACCAAUUACACCAGGCCGGUGUUCCACUGUGGAGGGGACCUGGUGGCAGACUCAGACUUUGUUGGCAGUGAAGGAUUCCCGAGCUUCUACAAACCCAACAGCAAAUGCACCUGGCGGAUCACCGUCCCAGAAGGAAAGGUGAUCACGCUCUCCUUCCGCAUUUUUGACCUGGAGGCCGAUUCACAGUGCCGCUACGACUAUCUGGAUGUUUACAACGGCCACUCCAACUUGGUGCAGAAACUAGGUCGAUUUUGUGGAACAUUCCGGCCCGGCUCUCUCAUCUCCACCACAAAUACCAUGAUGCUGGAGAUGGUGACUGACGGGGAGACGCAGGGCAGAGGCUUUGUGGCCCACUACAGUGGAGCGGAACCAUAUGUGGAUGCCAAUCAGAUCUGCGGGGGGAAGAUAACCAAGGAACAGGGAGAGAUCAAGACGCCCAACUGGCCCGACAAGAAAUACCCACCGGGCAUCAGCUGCUCCUGGCUCAUCAUGGUGGAGCCUGAUAUGGUAAUCCAGGUGACGUUUGAUAAGUUCGUCCUGGAGGCCGACGUCUACUGCCGCUUUGACUACGUGGCGUUCUUUAAUGGAGGCGAGAGAGACGACUCGCGCCUGAUUGGAAAAUACUGUGGCGAUCAGGCUCCAGAGCCCAUUCUAACCACCGGCAAUGUGCUGCUGGUCCAGUUUGUGUCUGACCUGAGCGUGACAUCCGACGGCUUCCUCGCCAGCUACGUCGGCGUCCCACGUGGCUCUCAGAUACCGUCAUCCGGCACGAGGUACAUCCCCCCAAGGCCUGCAGUCAAACCGGUCGCCACCACCACGAAGCCACCCACCACCACCAAAUACGUUCCCACUGCGAGACCCAAACCCAUGAAGCCCACGAGAAACCGCGGACAGGGCACCACAGGCCAGGACAGAAGGCCGCCUGUCACGAAUGGAAAGAGGCCCGUGGCUCAAAAUCCUCUGUGCGCCAAAGCCUGUAAAAGAGAAGGAACCAUCAAGAGCGCUUACUGCGCCAGUGAAUUCGUGCUAACUGGCAAGGUGACCUCCCUCUCCCCGGGGCCCCGAGGCACCCUUAAUGUAAACGUCUCCCUCAUUAAGGCUUACAAAGCCGGCCGACUCACGAUCACGCAAGUCGGAGAGACCAUGUCGGUCAAGCUGGUGUCGCAGUGCAAGAAGUGCCCGCUGUUCCGUAGAGGCAUCAACUACAUCAUCAUGGGCCAAGUGGAUGAAGAAGGACGUGGCACCCUGCAGCCCGGUGCAUUCACAGCUCCAUACAAAGCCCCACAUCACAGACUAUUAACGAAUAUCAGCAACCAGCCCUGUUAACUUCCAGGUUCCCGAGCCGACCAGGACAUUCAGAUCACAUAUCAAAACACACAUGAAUCCGGACGUUACAAUGUGAAAAUACAGAUCUACUAAAAAAGCACAAUAUUACAGUUAAAAAAGAAAAUAUAUCAGUAAACGUUUUAACCCACCAUUUUAAAGGAAGUUAUUCAAGCACAUGCCAACCUUUUUGUUUGUAAUUUAUAUAUGAAUAAAGGUUUUAUAUCUCUUUCAAA
Messenger RNA from Acanthopagrus latus (yellowfin seabream), 1713 nucleotides. It is a transcript of the gene pcolcea, whose product is annotated as procollagen C-endopeptidase enhancer a. The coding region runs from base 80 to 1480 and encodes 466 amino acids. The record is from RefSeq and is a predicted model, not a curated record. Gene Ontology annotation, molecular function: protein binding. The transcript has 9 exons. NCBI's taxonomy places the organism in Eukaryota, Metazoa, Chordata, Actinopteri, Spariformes, Sparidae.